Halichondria panicea is the source of this 17644-nucleotide messenger RNA. Its product is annotated as protocadherin Fat 1-like. NCBI's taxonomy places the organism in Eukaryota, Metazoa, Porifera, Demospongiae, Suberitida, Halichondriidae. Gene Ontology annotation, molecular function: calcium ion binding; cadherin binding. The transcript is spliced from 6 exons. Gene Ontology annotation, biological process: homophilic cell-cell adhesion. Bases 158 to 17503 code for a protein of 5781 amino acids. Gene Ontology annotation, cellular component: plasma membrane; catenin complex. The record is from RefSeq and is a predicted model, not a curated record.
ACCCAUUACAGCUUGUAGAGUAGAGUUUCUAGCUACAGAAACCUAGCAUAUACAAGCUACCCAAAAAAGUCCUUCUGUCAUAGGUAGGCCAAGACAGUGUCUACAAUAUAUACAGGUCCAUUGAGACCCUCCCUCCUUGGUAGAGUGCAAUCCAAGUAUGAACUGGUUGCAAGGAGUACCGCUGACGGUCUGUCUAUUUGUGACGCUACUUUUGCCAGGUUUACUUGCUCAACCAUCACCACAAUUUAAUAGCAACUACAAUAUUACAUUCAACCAAAACUUACCAACGGGUCAUACAAUUGCCACACUUCUUUGCUCUUUUAGUGGAGUUGUCAACUACCGAUUUCUAAACCCUGACGACGUGAACUUUCUUACUUUAAGCGAAACUAAUGGUGGUGUAGCGCUCAACAUUGAUGCAUUAAAUAUAUCGACUGGUACAUUCUCCUCUUUCGUUGAGUGUUUUGACGUAAGUGAUAGUACAGAUUCAACCUCAGCAAUCUUCAGAGUGACACGUAUCGAUGAAAAUGAGUUCAGUCCACGAUUUCUUCAUGCUGCAAUCGAGCUCUCGCUUAGUGAAGAUUUUCCGCUAAAUACCUUGAUCACAAUUGUGAACGCUACAGAUGAAGAUCGAGGUAACCUUGGAGUGAUUGAAUAUUCUUUCGAGUCAUUGGACCCUGAGGUGUUUAGUAUUUUUGCCAUCAACUCAGAAACUGGAGAGAUCACUUCGCAGUCUGCUUUAGAUUAUGAGCAAAAUACUGUGUUUGAUUUUCUUGUACGAGCAGCAAACACUUUUGAUCAAGGUGUUGGUAGAAACCUACGAGUAACAAUUUCUGUAGAAGAUAUUGAUGAUACUGCUCCGACUUUCGAGUUGGGUACAUAUGAUGUAGCUGUACACGAAACCGUACUCGACAGUAUUGUCGCUGGUAUAGACUAUCCAAGACCUUCGGCAGGAUUUCUAGUGACUAGAUGCAUUGAUCCAGACACAGCCUCCAGUCAAAUAACCUACUCUCUAGUAGGCACUGGUAGUAUCAGUCCUCUUAUCUUGGACGAAGCUUCUGGCUCUUUCUCUGUCAAUGCUGACCUUGACUAUGAGACACAAACAUCGUAUUCCUUCAUGGUCACAUGUUACGAUAACUCAGAGAGCAAUCAAUCCAGCACUGUAAGCGUUGAUGUGGCAAUCUUACCAGUAAAUGAACAAGUGCCUGUGAUUGUACAAAGACUAAGUACAGUUGUAAUUUCGGAAACGGUAACCGUAGGUGUUGUUAUAGCAACAGGAAACUCAAGUUUAGCUGAAGUUAGUAACAAGUUUCUAUUUACAGAUACAGAUGCUGGUGCUGAUGGAAGCAUAACGUAUACAUUGGAUGAUGUUAUUCCCGGUUCUGGAGACAGUGAAGCUUUCUUGCUUGACUUGGUAUCAGGUGAUUUGUCAUUCACAGAAAAUUUGGAUAAUGAUGUGGAUGGUAUUACUUUGAUUGCUGGAUUGUAUAGACGCUUUGCUAUUUCGAUUGUUGGUUGUGAUGAAUUUCCACCCAGUGAUCAGUGCAAUAACUUUGAUUUCCAAAUUUUUGUGCUUUCCGUUAAUGAGUUUGACCCGAUUAUUGCUGAAGAACGAUACACGCGAAUGUUUCCUGAAUCCUACCUAACUGGAAGUGUGAUACUGAGUGCUAGCGAUGUGUCCUGUACUGAUGCGGACAGGGGAAGGGGAGAGUUGGGCAUGGACCAUGUUGAAAUUGUUACCACUUCUUCAACAAUCACAGAUUUGUUUCACAUUGAUACUCGCACAGGUGAAAUUCAACUCCAAGGUGUGCUUGAUUACGAGGUAGCCACGAAUUAUGGUUUUGAGAUUCGUUGCUAUGAUAAUAAUGGACGUGAAGACUUAGCAAUAGUAACGAUAGACAUUGUGCCAGAAAACGAUAAUUUCCCUGUCUUUGAUCAGAGGAGCUACUUUUUUAACGUAUCUCGCACCACUCCUGCUAAUCGAUAUGUAAUUGGAAGGAUAUCUGCAACUGACAUAGAUGUUGGCCUUGGUGGUGAUAUUACAUACAGCUUGCAAACGAACGGUUUUGUUGACAUCAAUACACUUGGCGAACUACUACUUUUCAACUCUGUACUGAACAUAACAGAGACAAGCGUAAGCUUCACAGCCUUUGUUACUGACUCUGAAUUUACUGAUGAUGUUUUGGUCGUUCUUCAAAUUACUGAAGGAAAUACAAAUCGUCCAUCUUUUGCUGACGGAACUAGUGAUUCAAUACAACUCAGUGAGCUUGUUAUGUUCGGAGAAACUGUUGCAGAUUUGAGCUGUAGUGAUCCUGAUAGUGGUGCUAAUGGAGAAGUUAGGUUUUCUAUAUCAGAAGGCAACACUGAUGAUGCGUUCAGUAUUGAUCCAAUUACAGGUGAGAUAACCGUGAAUAGAGCGCUAACCCUCCCAGAAGGCACAUCAACGGAAUCGUACACACUCGCUCUUAGGUGUGACGAUCUAGGUGUACCAACAUUCUUCGAUGAUGCCACCAUUUUUGUAACUGUCUUUAGAGAUGAUUCGAAUCCUCCAAUGAUAACAAACACGACAAUCAAUAUUUUUUUGUCGGAAGACACGGCAACAGGUACUAUAGUAGCCACUAUUGAAGCUGUGGACAUUGACUCAGACCAACUAAACUAUAGGCUUGAAAACGAAAGCUCUCCUGGUUUCUUCUUUAUCGAACCAACCACUGGUGAUCUUACGCUUGGUGCACCCCUUGAUCGAGAAAUAAUUAGUGAAUAUCGUAUGGUAGUAGUAGUUACAGAAAAUCGUAUUGUGAUUGGUCCCGAGAGAUCUGACAGUGCUCUUGUCAACAUAUUCAUCAGAGAUGUGAAUGACAAUAAUCCAACAUGUACUCGUACUUUGAACAAUGCUGAUGUUGAUGAAACGGCUGGUGUAGGCACGCUUAUACUUCAGCUGCAAUGUAAUGAUCCUGACUUGAAUGAGAAUGGGCUUCUCACGUACACACUUGUAGAGGAUUUCAAUGUUCUGAGUAUUGAUUCCGGUACCGGAGUGAUAACUCUUGGAAAUCUUCUAAACAAUACAGAGAGCACCCUUCUCCCCGCAACUGUGAUAGUAUCAGAUUCUGGAAUUUUGGAGACUCGCCAGAUUCAGAUCCAAGUAACAGUUUCUAUUAUUUCUCGAAAUAACAACCAACCUACUUUUCAGAAUUUGCCUAUGACCAUAAACGUUAGCGAGGCUCAAUUGUUAGGAGAUGUUUUCUUCACUGUUGUUGCAACUGAUUCUGAUCGUGGAAGCUUUGGACAAAUUAUAUACUCAAUUGCUGGAGGAAAUGAGAACACUUUCAGCAUCAUAUCCAACACUGGUGGGCUAUCUUUGGUAGAGAAAUUAAACUUCUUUUCUCAGGCUGUAUAUUCACUCAAUAUUUCUGCUAGCGAUACAGAUUUUGACUCUUACGAGACUCUCACGAUCAAUGUACUCGAUGCUAAUGAAUACAACCCUGUGUGUGAAUCAAUUCAGGAAAGUUUCUCACUUGCUGAGAGUAUCGAACCUAACGCCCUUGUGUUUCAACAACUCUCUUGCUCUGAUAAUGAUGAAGGGAGCAACGGUCAAAUUGUGUAUACUAUUGAGUCCGGAAAUAUUGAAAAUAUAUUUGAAAUUCAAACUGAUGGCACUGUGGCAACUACUGAUGUGCUUGAUUAUGAAGCUGUACAGGAAUAUAAUCUUGACGUCCUGGUUUCUGAUGGAGGCUCUCCGCCACGUUCUACAAUGGUUGCGAUUCGUGUAACCGUCACAGCGGUGAAUGAAUUUCCACCAGUCUUCACUCAAGCACUGUAUGAAAUGAACAUUGUAGAACAUAGCGAUAUCUCAACAUCUGUGCUUCAGGCUAUGGCUUCAGAUCAAGAUUUAGCAUCACAUCGAGAUGGGGAGAUAGCCUUUUCUAUCAAUGGCCCUGAUGCACGUUUCUUCACAAUUGCUAGCAGUGGAAUUAUCCGUAUCGCGAGUGCAAUAGACCGAGAAUUGACAGGUAACUUACUAAUAUUCACUGUUACCGCUACAGACCAGGCAGUCAUUCCCCAAAGCAGCUCAGCACUGAUAAACAUCACAGUAGUAGAUCUUGAUGAUAAUUCACCCGUAUUCACGACUGAUCUGUACGUAUUCGUAGUGAAUACAACAGCCACGACAGGUACUCAAGUAGGAUCCACACUUUGUACUGACAUAGACGCACCAAGCAAUGCUCGAAUUUCAUAUUCAUUCACAGAAGAGGGAGAACACAGCUCAUUUUUCGAUAUCAGACAAAAUGGUAGGAUCGAACUUAUACAAGAUGUUCCAAUAAACAGCAUUUUUACUUUCGAUAUUGUUUGCACAGGACCUAGUCCACUAAAUAGAUCUGACUCCGCUACUGUCAGUGUGAGAGUGCUACUCAAUUCCACAAUCACUUUUCAUCCAGACAGUACUUAUGAUGCGAACAUUAAUGAAAAUUCAGCUUCUGGAACUGAGAUACUGGUAUUAAAUGCUACCGCAAGUACUGGAGCAAUUCUUAAAUUUAAUCAGAUAAAUCUUCUUAGCCAGUUUCGGGUUGAUGAAUCUAGCGGCAGCGUUCAAUUGACAGGUGCUCUUGACUUUGAGACCACUGAGUCGUAUAGCUUGAGAGUUGAAGCCACUGACAAUGGUGACCCUCCAAACACAAACGAAGCUAUUGUCCAUGUGACUGUUAUCAACCUCAACGAUCGAGAACCCAGAAUCACAACGGAACCGACUGAAAUAGUGAGAGAAGAAGAGAACAACAUCGAUGUUGAGACUCUCGAUCAGUACCUUUGCUCAGAUGGGGAUAGUGGAGAUUUUGGAGAUGUGUCGUUUAGGAUUGCUGAUGGAGAUACCAAUAAUAUAUUCUCAAUAACAGCACCAGGAAUGCUACUACUUGUAGGGGAUCUUGAUUAUGAGAUUGCUACACACUACACUCUGCGAAUAGUAUGUGAAGACGGAGGAAAUCCGCCACUAUCGGAUGAGAUAACAGUUCCGAUAAGAAUCUUACCAGUGAACGAUAAUCCUCCAAUUUUCAACACAGUGCAACCAAUUACCGUAGAUGAGAACACGCCUAUUGGAACCAAUGUUGGCUUACCAAUAGCAGCAACCGAUCAAGACAGCCCUCCUCACAAUACAAUCUCCUACUCUAUAUCACCUACUGACUCGCCCUUCAGCAUCUCACCGACAACUGGCCAACUAACGCUUCAAACCUCUCUCGAUUUUGAAGAAGCAUCUGAAUACAUGCUCACCAUUCGAGCUGACAAUGAUGAACGUAUCACUACUGCUAAUCUUACUAUCACUGUUAGCGACGUCAAUGAUAAUAUUCCCGUAUUUUCUCGCUUUCUCUAUUUUGGAACAAUUCCUGAAUCAGCAAAUAUUGGAGAUAUGGUCUUUCUCGUUGUUUGUACAGACAGAGACUCGGGGGCUAAUGGUGACAUUAUGUUCACACUCGUAGGGGACUUUCCAUUUCAAAUUGAAAGUAAUGGAGCUCUUACUGUGGCUGGAACUCUCGACCAUGAAGCUCAGUCAUUAUACAGAUUUGGAAUCACUUGCAGUGAUGGUAUUUUCUCUGCUUCCGCUGACAUAAUCGUGAUUGUAGUUGAUGUGGAUGAGCACAUGCCAGUAUUCGUUGCACAUGUGUACAAUUUCAGUGUCUCUGAAGACGAUGGUAUCAAUACUGAGAUAGGAACGGUGGAAGCUAUAGAUCAAGAUGGACUUAUAGCUGGUGUAGUAAUGUAUGAGUUUCCAGAUACUGACGUACCUUUCGAAGUUAACGUGGACAGUGGUGUUCUAACACUAACGUCCAUAAUUGACUACGAAGAACAGCAGAUGUAUACUUUCUUCGUAGAAGCGUUUGAUGUUGCAAACAAUCGAGACACUGCACUUGUUAUGGUCGAGAUAAACAACGUGAACGACAACAAUCCUUCUUUUUCUGACAAUUUGUAUUUCUUUAGCGUUCGAGAAUCUUCUCCUCAAAACACACCAGUUGGAAUGGUUGAGUGUAUGGAUGUAGAUGAUCAGACAGAAGGUAUUCCUGUGCAGUACUCACUUGGUUUUCAAGACGUUCCGUUUCAUAUAGAUUCCACAUCUGGCAUGCUAGUUGUCAAUGGAGUGGUUGAUUUCGAAACUACGGCACGCUAUAUGAUUCUAGCAUUCUGUAAUGACUCUGGUAACAUAGAAGUCAGCACUGAUAUCACUAUUGACUUGGAGCCUUUCAAUGACUUUGCUCCAAGUUUUGUAGAGCCGUCCAGUGUUAAUGCAUCAGAGUUGGAAGUAGCCGAGAAUUUGGCGGUGGGAAACACUUUGGCACGUUUAAUUGCUGUUGAUGCCGACCAAGGACCGCAAGACCAUAGAGCGGUGGUGUUUAGUAUAAUUGAUGGCAAUGGUGAUAAUGUGUUCGUUAUUACCAGUAGUUUAUUACGAUUGCAAUUACCUUUAGAUCGAGAGCAAGUAUCAGAAUAUUUACUGGUUCUAAGAGCAGAGAAUGUCAUUUCACCGGAUGAUACUAGCAAUUCCAUCUCACUCUUUUCAAUUGCUACAUACAGGAUUAUAGUAACGGACAUCAAUGACAACAGCCCGAUUAUAUCUCCGGAAAAUCCACCAGUCAUCACCCUAAUUGAAUCUAACAGCAGCAAUGUGGAUGUAGCGGUCUUUGUAUGUACAGACGCUGAUGAUGGAUUGAAUGGAUUAACAAACUUUUCCUUGUCUAGCACAAGUCUCUUUGAUAAUUUUAUCAUAACUGAGAAUGGUGUAGUCAGGACGAUAGCCCGAGUGAUUAACAGUAUUGUACUGGAUAUCACAUGCUCUGAUCGUGGACAGCCACCAAAAUCUACAACAGUCAGUCUAGCCAUCAAUUCGGUGAUCAUUAAUGAACACGCACCGAUUUUCUCAUUGUCAAGUUACAGUUUUCGUGUGCUGGAAAAUGCUACAUUAGGUACCAUUGUAGACUGUGUAAUGGCUACUGAUAUGGACAGAGCAGACACUUUAGAUGGUACCAUCAGUUACUCCCUAAUUCUAGUGUCCCCACAGAAUAACCAAGGCUCCUUUGGAAUCCAAGAGGACACUGGGUGUGUUUUUGUAGCUGCUCCUCUUAAUUUUGACAUUGUUCCUUCCUACUUCUAUCAAGUUGUUGCUACUGAUCUCAGUGUUGAACCACUCAGUUCAACAGCCCAGCUAUUGGUCUCCAUAGAUGAUGCUGUCGCAGCUCCACCAGUAUUCGAGAAUAUACCAUACAGCUCAACGCUUUUUGAGAAUCAAGAAAGUGGCACCUUUGUUGUUGAGCUUGUCUGCAGUGAUAUUGACGACAAUGAUGAUGUGCUAUACAGUAUACUCGAUGGGAAUGUUGAUGGGAUUUUCGUUGUCAAUAUGGAAACUGGAGUGAUUACACUCUCUCCUGGAAUGACAUUGGACUAUGAAAUGAGCCCUACCCACAUACUAACUGCAGCUUGUACUGAUAUACAUAAUCUACAAGCGACAACAUUUGUUAAUGUUAUCGUGUCUCCUGUUAACGAGUUCACACCGACUUUUGCAUCAGGACCAUUUGAAAUUGAGGAAAAUGCUGUACGUAGAAGUGAGGUGAUACAGUUGCAGUUUUUUGAUGAUGAUAAUGGACUGGAUGGAGUGGUGGUGUUUGAAGUUAUCGGAGACAUUUUAGAUGAUGAUUUUACUGUAACAGCCUCAGGCCAAAUUCUUGUGAAUGGUACACUGGAUAGGGAGGAGUUCGACUUUUACAGUUUCCAAGUUCGCAUCACCGACCAAUCAGCGGACCUUUUGAAUAGACGAAUGUCAUCACAUCUUGUAAACAUCACUAUACUGGAUCAGAAUGACAAUAAGCCAAUAUUUGCUUUCGAUACGUACACCUAUGGGCCUCUGAAUGGAAAUGAAACCGUUGGAACCAUUGUUGGAAACGUCUCCUGCACUGAUUUUGAUCUCGGAGCCAAUGCUAUGAUAAGUUAUUCAAUAUCCGAUGCAAGCGAUUUAUUUGACGUUAACGUAAACACUGGCAACAUUUUUGUGAUAGGAAACCUGGCAACAAGACAAUUUGAUGACAUAAUCCUAUUCAUAGACUGUGCUGAUGCUGGUAAUCCUAUUCGGUCUGAUGCUGCCCGUGCACUCAUUGAAAUACAGGAAGUCAAUCGUAAUGCCCCAGAAUUCCUCAACAGCUCUUAUUUGGUUCAAGUGCCUGAGGAUACACAGUUACUGAAUGAAGUGAUCCUAACUGUACAAGCUGUGGAUUCAGAUGAUGGUGUGAAUGGAGAAGUAAGGUACUCAUUAGUUGAUAGUGUCGAUACAACAUUCUUCAUAAAUGAAGACACAGGUGAUAUAUCUAUUCUCAGAUCUCUGGAUGUUGAGACUAGAGCAUUGUAUGUGCUGACUGUAGUUGCAAGAGAUGGUGCUAUUGAUAGUAAUACUCAGUUGAUGUCCAAAGUGAAUGUUACUAUUGAAGUGACGGGUGUGAACGAGUUCACUCCAGUCUGCUUUGAUCCGAUUUACGUUACAAUCAUCAAUCAUACGACUAUUGGACCAAUCAUAGAUUUUCGAUGUACUGAUGGUGACAUUGGUAUGGAUGGUGCUCUGUCAUACACAAUAUGGAGUGGAAAUGAUAACGGCUUAUUCAAUGUCAGUGAAGAUGGAUCUUUCAUUGUGACUACUUUCAUAUUACCAGACCCAAAUUUCGAGCAAUUUGUGCUUCAGAUAUCUGUGACAGACAUGGGAAUGCCAUCACUUCAAAUCACAAUUGAAGCUAUCUUGAUAUACUCCUUCGAUAAUCUGGACACUCCGACAUUCGAAUCGCAACUUUACUCUUUCAAUGUGUCUGAGAGUUCAAUGGUAGGCACAAUAAUUGGUCGUGUGGUAGCAUCAGAUUCUGAUCCUGGAUUGCAAGGGCAAGUUGUCUACUCCGUAACUGGUGUAGGGAGUUUUGAAGUAGACCCUGUAAGUGGAGAACUGUUUAUUCGUCGACCUCUCGACUGGGAGAGUACACCCACCCACACUUUCACAGUCAUGGCUGAAGAUAGCGACCCUUUAGCUCCUCUUAGGGGUGUGACCACCGUGACAAUUAAUGUUAUCAACGAGAACGAUAAUAUACCCCAAUGUGAGAGUAUGUUCUAUACUGUGGAGAUAUUUAGCAAUGCGACUAUUGAUGAGACAGUGGUGUUAUUGAAUUGUGAAGAUGCUGAUCAAACACCUAUACAGUUUGAACUCUCGAGUGGACAAAAAUCUCCAUUUGGAGUAGACCCCAUCACAGGGAGAGUGUAUAUUGCUGCCCCUGUCACACCUUCUACUGUUACUGCACUGGAUGUAAAUGUGAUUGGGAAUGGUGGAGAGUUCACACAAAUAACUAUUAGUAUUCAAGUGAUAUUCAUCAAUACUCAGCCCCCUGUGUUCGUCGAACGUCAGUUCUCCAUCUCCAUACCAGAAAGUACACCACUCCUCACAGUGAUUGGAUAUAUUUCUGCCACAGACCCAGACAGUCAUCAAGCUGAUCUCAUUUACUUCAUAGAAGACCCUUUGCCUCCUAGCGAACUAUAUAUUAACCCCACCAAUGGUGGAAUUAUACUAACCAGCCCCCUUGACUUUGAAACAACAGCACAAUACUCGUACAAUGUAUUUGUUAUGGACGCAGGUAGUUUUGACGAGUCAUAUCAGCUAGUGGACAUGGCAACUCUCACUGUUAAUGUAACAAACACCAACGACAACUCUCCCAUCCUUGACAGUGGUGGUGUGUAUGGAGUAACUGUCAUGGAGACCACCUCAAUAGGAGCAAGUCUUGUGAAUAUAAGUUGUACCGAUGACGACGCCUCACCCUUUUCCUCCCCUCAAGUCUCCGCUAAUCUCACUGCUACUCCAUUCAGACUAGUACCAUUAGAAGAUCUCUACAGCAUUGAGGUUUCACAGCAACUAUCUGGUCCUUCAUCUUUCAUUUUCGAUAUACUCUGCACUGACAACGGAAAUAUAUCAUCUGAGGGUCAAGUCUAUAUAUUUGUGCCUGAGCCAUUGGCGCCAGUUUUCACAGAACCACGCUAUGACUGGAUACUUAGUGAAACUGGAGAAACAGGAGAGCAAUACAGUAACAUACAGGCAUCUAGUAAUGAUGGUUCAGCAAUCACGUAUUCAAUUACUGAUGGCAAUGAUAACAACAUAUUCUAUAUCGAGCCUGACACUGGUGUCAUCAUUCUUGUUAUAAGUCUCGACUUUGAGAUGCAGACCAGCCAUGGUUUAGUUGUGAGGGCAGUUGACGGCAGUGGAAGGCAAUCAAGUGUUUUACUUCUAGUGACGAUUGUGGACGAAAAUGAUGAAGUACCACUAACUCCGCCUUCUGCCCUGCUCUCAGUUAGGCAAAAUGCUCCAGUUGGAUUUCCGAUUGGUGUCCUACAAUGCACAGACCUGGACUCGAUAGCGAACACAACAUUCAGUUUUGAUCCACCCAACACUCUAUUUAGCGUUGAUAACUUGGGUAUUGUGAGACUAGAAGGUGCGCUAACAGAUACUCCAGUAUAUUCACUACCCGUGCUAUGUUUCGAUAUAACUCGCCCUGAGGACGUCUCUAUGGGAAUUAUUACCAUUGAAGUGGAGUUUGUUAAUGUCUAUCCACCAAUCUUCGGAUUCGAUUCUUACAUAUUCUCUAUACCGGAAGAUGCUCCUCCUCUAUCCUUUGUUGGUCAGAUUUCGGCAACUGAUAGAGAUGUGGGUAGCUUUGGUGAGAUUGCAUACAUGAUUUUUGACGGCAAUCCAGAUCAGUUUUUCAUCGAUGCUAUCACAGGUCGUAUUGGCGUUCUUACCUCAGUCGAUCGUGAGACGAUAGACACGUACGUUCUUAAUAUUGCAGCUAUUGAUGGAGGGGUGGCUGCCCUUCCUGGGACCAGAUUGAACGAAACAACUCUAGUGACUAUCAGAAUAGCGGAUAUUAAUGAUAACCAUCCUAUUCCACAGCAAUUUACAUACAUUCAGUCCAUUUCGACGAAUCACACACUACUUUCGCCUGUACUCACAGUCACAUGCACAGAUGCAGAUCUGUUGGAUAACGGUGUCAUUGAUUACUCCUUAGAACAAGACGGUCAAAAUUUUGUAAUACAGAGUAAUGGUACUGUUCUGCUUGCAAGAGAGCAGACAACACAAGCAGUUCACAAUUUUCAAGUAGUGUGUACAGAUCGUGGUGUCAAUAGACUUUCGUCCUCAGCUCAAGUUACGGUGACCGUUGACAUUGCGUCUCUUAUUGCACCUGUCUUUGAUCUGCAAGAAUAUAACAUAUCUAUCGAUGAAGAUGUCGCCAUUCACACUUCAAUUCUGCAAGUGAAUGCUGUCCCAAGCAAUCCUGACAUUGAAGUGGUCUAUUCUAUUGUUGGCGGGAACGAGGGAGGUGUCUUUACUGUUGAUCCUCUGUUCGGCAACAUUUUAGUGAUAGAUGAGCUAGAUGCUGCAUUUCAACAAGAGUAUGUGUUAACUGUGAGUGCUACAAUUGCAGGCAGAGCAAGCAUCUCUUCUCUUGUCAGCGUGUUUAUAACUGUCACUGACUUGAAUGAUAACAUCCCCCAGUUUUCCAGCCCAUUCUACUCUGGAAACGUCACUGAAGGAGCAAGCAUUUCCACUCCCAUUGUACAGCUAAUGUGUACAGACUCCGAUCUAAAUACAGACAUCAGCUACUCGAUACUAUACUCGCUAAACAUCUUCAAUAUCACAGAUGAAGGUUUGAUUUACGUGAACAGUGUUAUUGAUUUUGAGAAGAAUACUUCUCACGCAUUUGAAGUGACUUGUACUGACGGAGGCAGUUCCCCUCACACAGUAAGGACGUCUGUUAGAAUUAAUGUUGAUCCAGUCAAUGAGUUUGUCCCGACGUUCUCACAAGCAAUUUUCAACUUCACUGCGUCUGAGAACAGUUUUGGAGCGCAAAUUGGUAUUCUCGAAGCAAUUGAUGACGAUACUGGAUUCCAUGGUGAUGUGAGGUACUUUUUGCAAGACCCUGGUAACAAUUCGGUGGUAUUAAUAAAUUCGUUGACUGGAGAGCUAAUUGUGGCAAAUAAUCUUGACUAUGAGGUGCAAAGAGAGUGGGAUCUCAGCGUAAUAGCUGUUGAUGGAGGUGGUCUGGAGUCACACGCCAUAGUCCACAUCGAGGUACUCAACUUGAAUGACGUUAUUCCUGUAAUGUCUCCAAUAGCAACAAUCGCUACUAUCAAUUUUGACAGCCCGAUGGGCCAACCUAUUCAGUCAUACACUUGUAUCGAUGGAGAUGGCAGUGAAACAUCCUUGUCUAUAAACAGUGGGAACAGUCUCGGUCUUUUUGAACUGAACUCAGACAAUGUUUUAGUCUGGGCAGGACAAGGCAACAGCUUGGAUGCAAAUGCAGUUAUCUCACUGAACCUGCUAUGUACUGAUAGUGAACUAUCCAGCCAGCGUGCAACUGGUCAUAUAGCAAUUAGGAUACAAGUCACUGAUGCUCAACCACCUGUAUUCUCCCAGUCUGUCUUUCAGAGAAACAUUUCAGAAAAUGCUGAAGUUGGUACAGUCGUACUCACUGUGUUUGCUACUAGUGAGAGUAUGAACACUUCUUUUUCUUUCUUCAAUUUGCCAGCAGGUUUCCCAUUUGAAAUAGAUUCCAAAACCGGGGAGGUGUCUCUGACGUCUUCACUCAAUCGUGAGGCUGAGUCGCUGUACACAUUCUUUGUAGGUGCUAGCGAUGUGGUUACUUCUGGAGUAGGUGUUGUGUUGGUAGAGAUACGAGUGGAGGACUCAAAUGAUAACGAACCGACAAUAUUCCUAUCUCAAGGAACGAUAACCCUCCGUGAAGAUACCAGCAUAAACAUGGAAUUCUUCAGGCUGAUGUGUACUGAUAGGGACUCAGGGAUAAAUGGAGAGAUAACAUUCAACAUCACAAGUGAACACAGCGAUACUUUUACUGUAUCUAGAAUUAACUCACAAAUUGCUGCACUUUCGCUGCAAAGAAAUCUUGACUUUGAAACACAGACGCAGUACACUUUAGAAAUAGAAUGCAGAGAUGGCGGUUCUCCAUCCUUAGCAGAUUCUGCAACACUUGUUAUAGUUGUCAGUGGUGUGAAUGAAUUCAGUCCAACGUUUUCAGAGCCUGGCUAUUUCUUCCAGAUCAAUGAAACUUCUUUGCCUGGCAGUCUGGUUGGCACCGUGAUAACUAGUGAUUCAGAUGCCGGUGAAGAUGGUGUAUUUGUGUACCAGAUUGAACCAACACAACAGUCUUCAUACUUCACAAUAAAUAGGAUUGGAGAAAUUUACACUACCAGCUUACCACUCAAUUCUAGUGUGACAUCGCAGUUGUCAUUUUUUGUUAGCGCAAUUGAUACUGGCAAUUAUGAGGAUACUGUCCUUGUGACGGUUCAGGUGGUGGACGUGAACACACCUCCAAUACUUUCAGACUUUGGAACAUACUUUGUCACUCUUACCACAAACCAAACAAUACCUGAGAUUAUCCUGGAAGUGUUCUGUUAUGAUAUUGACACCACCUACAAUGCAGAUUUAACUUUAGAGAUUCUGAAUCGACCAGAAGGGGUUGCCGUUGAAACAAUUACACAAUCAGGACGUGUUACAGCUACUUUCACAUUGGCCUCAUUCUUACCAGCUGGCACGUACGACAUCUUUAUUACAUGCUCUGAUAACGGAACCGAAGCUUUGUCAGUGACUUCUAUAGCGACCAUUCAGGUUCAAGGAGCCAACACACCCCCUACAUUCCAUCACGGUUCAAUUUCUGUGAGUAUACUAGAAAAUGCAAUUGAAGGUAUUCUCCUCACCGCUGUUAAUGCAACGGACACUGAGGGUAACGUCACUUAUGCUAUUACUGGCGGAACUGGAAGAGGGGCAUUUACAAUUGAUUCUCAAACUGGUGAAAUCCGUCUCUUACUCGCUCUAAAUCAUGAACUUACCUCUAAUUAUUUUCUGGCUGUGAAUGCUUUCGACAAUUCGAUUGUCAAUCCUUUAUCAGCUCGAAUAAAUAUCAAUAUUGAUGUAAUCAACGUCAAUGAUGAGUAUCCAGUAAUCAUGCCACAAGGAAUCGAGAAUAUCGUUAUCAAUGAAGAUCAACAAUUGGCCACUCCUAUUCAAACCUACACAUGUGUUGAUCCAGACGGAAGUAGCAAUGUAAGAUUCAGCUUUUCUCCAGACAAUUCCCCAUUCACUUUGACUCAAAACGGUGAAAUUGUGCUGCACAACCCUGUUGAUUUUGAAAUCCAAGACAGCUACACAUUGGAAAUUACAUGCACCGACACAGAAAUCCGGCUUGGUUCAGGUGUGACAUUGUCCUCCUCUGUAACACUUAUAGUAGUGGUUGUCCCUGUCAAUUCUCAUGCCCCCGUAUUUCAACCACCAUUCGAGUUAUUCACACCAGAAGACACUGCACCUGGUAUUGUAAUUGGACGACUAAUAGCUACAGAUAGGGACUUGAGGGGACAAGUAACCUUCUCAUCAGACUCACGUACUGAUCUGUUUCUCGUUGAGAGUCAAACUGGGAAUGUAGUGCUGGUCGGUACGCUUGACUUUGAGUCUGUGAACAGACAGUAUACUUUGAUCGUUGAAGCAAGUGAUAACGAUGAGACGUUUGGUGUUACGGGUAAGACUGCUACUGCUAGUAUCACCGUGUCUGUAACUGAUAUAAACGAUAAUUCACCUGUAUGCCAACCUUUCAUCAGUCUUCAGUUACCAACCGGAGAUUACUCUCUCACCUCCUUCGCUCAGCUAUCUUGCACUGAUGAAGACUCCGGUAAUAAUUCUUUACUUGUGUAUACUAUUCAAGCACCAGUACAAAGUGAUGAUGAGGUUUUCAUUAUUGAGAACACUGGUGAAUUGUUCUUGAGAGGUUCUUUCAAUACACCAGGAGCUGUUGUAUUUACUGUACUUGUCCGAGAUUCUGGUGCUGUUUCUCAGUCGACACAAACAACAGUUGCACUUUUGUUUCAAUCUAAUAUUACCAACGCAAUACGAUUUAACCCAAGUCAGUUCAAUGUUACUAUAUCUGAAAGCAUUGACAUUGGCACGUUGAUAUUCAGUGGUGUUCUGAUUCGUGAUGCACUGGUUAAUCCAACAUCGAAUGAAGUAACUUUUGGUCUAGAACUAAGUGUUGAUAACGAGGGUGCCUUUGUGAUAGAUCCCACCACCGGAGACGUUACUCUUAUUGACAACAGGAACUUAGACUACGAAUCAAACAAGAAACAGUUUACCGUCAUUUUAAAUGCAAUAGUGAAUGCAGCUACUGUCAACUCUGCCAUUCUUCUAGUAUCACUAGAAGACUUUAAUGACAACAAACCAGUGUUUAGCCAAACUGUGUACACAGCGGAAAUACUUGAAAAUCAACCUGCAGGCAUUUCUCUCCUCCAAGUAAUGGCAACUGACAUCGAUUCAGGAAUGAAUAGUAUUAUCCGAUACUCUACUACCAGUUCUGAUUUCACGGUAGACUUAAUUAGUGGUGAAGUAACCUCCCUAGUGUCAUUUGAUCGUGAAACAAACGAACGAUACUCAAUCAUUGUCAAAGCUAUGGAUCUGGGCUCACCACGUCUCAAUUCCACCGCACUGAUAACUAUUGUGAUUCUUGAUGAAAAUGAUCAACCUCCAGUCUUCAGAUCAUCACUUUAUAUUAUUGAUAUUGACAACCUGACACCUCCUAUUCAAAAUAUCCUAACUCUUGAAGUCACGGACAAUGAUGCCAACAGUUCUCUUCGUUACGAGCUACUAACGACUGAUUCAGAGAUACAUGAUCUGUUUGUUGUGGAUGUAUUGGAUGGUAUAGUGCGAAGAGGUUCAAGUGAAUUUUCGGCAGAUCACAGAGACAGAUACAAUUUCACUGUUGAAGUUAGCGAUGGAAUAUUUGAGGACACCACCACUGUCAUUGUGUAUGUGGCAUCUGUUACAACUGACACUGUUGUCUUUGCCGAAAAUGUAGAAGGCCUUCGUUAUAAUGUGAGAGAAUUUCUCAUUCUUCAAGACUUCCAAACUUCAAGCCCAUCUUACGAAAUUGUCGGAGGUGACGUGUUUGAUGAAUUCUCUGUUUUGUUGAAUGGAAUGGUGUUAGUUAAUGAUAUACUCGACAGAGAGAGAAUACCUGAAUAUGUUUUGACCAUUCAUAUUACGGAUAAUACUACGCAAGUGAAUGUGAAUGUAUACCUUACAGUAAUUGUGAAAGAUGCCAAUGACAAUACACCUACUUUCCCUAUUGAUCAAUUCACAUUCACGCUACCUGAAGGAACGUACCAAGAUGACCAUAGUAUUGGAUUUAUCACAGCUACUGAUCUAGAUGAACCUGGCACGAAUGCAGCCACCAUUGUAUUCAGCAUUGUUGGAAGCUUAAUUGGAACCGCAGAUGAAUAUUCAAUUCGAUCUCAAACUGGAGAAUUGUUUGUGAAAGAAGGUUCUACUUUAGACUAUGAAAGAUUCCAGAAUAUUACUCUUGUGGUCCGAGCCCGUGAUUUGGGUGAGCCAAGUGCUAAAGUUAAUUCAGUAAUCGUGGUCCUGUUUUUGACUGAUAUCAAUGACAACGAUCCUGAGUUUGUCCCAGUCGAUGUGGUGGAAUACAUCGUCCUUCUCGGGAAGGAAGACGUACUUUCUAACACACGUAUAAACAUUAUUGUAGCCAUACUGCCCAAGAACAUUCAAAGUAAGGCAAACAGAUUUGCAUUCACUGAUCCCGACACUUCAAGCAAUGUCACUGCAUCGUUGAUCAAUACUUCAAAAAACAAUUAUUUCAGACUCGAGCAAAAUUUCGCGGAAAAUACAGCGAUUCUGUUAUCCAAUGAGAAGAUAUCAGCCGCAGAAACAAAUGAUGUCAUAUCCCUACAGAUAGCACUAUCAGAUGAGCCAAACGAACAAAAUCCUAUCAUCAGAAACAUAACCGUGUAUUUCACCGACACUGUCCCUGUAACUCCUAGUAUUGGACCACUGACUCCGACUGUCCCAUUCUUUCAGUCUGAAAUUGGGAUUGCUGUGAUUGUUGUGAUUUGCAUGCUCAUCCUUGCUCUGCUUUCAAUCUUCCUUUGUAUGUGUUGCUAUUGCUACUUGAGAUUGAGAAGAGAGAAAGACCCACUCAGAAAUGUGGAUCGUAUGAUCACAGUAGCACAAAGACUGAACACUGAGACAGACAGGAAAGGGAAAAAGUCUUAUGGCCGCCCCAUGAACUACUUUGGCUACUCCGAUCUUGAUCCUUUGGACUUUCCGGAAUAUUCUACACAAGACCCAGACACUAACUUGCUGUAUUCACCGAAUAUCAAUGGAGAAUUUGAAUCCUCGUUCAUGGGUGAGGACUAUGAUACAGAAAUGGCAGACUUGGUGGAUCAGUUUGAUCCUUCUACUGACACAUCCGUCCUCUCGUCCUUUCCUAUGGAGGACACAAACAGCGACACCAGUCGUGGGUACAUGAUGGGCCCGGUGUUAAAAGCCAUGCUGGAAGAGUGGGACAAGGGAGAUGAAAUGCUCGUCAAAAGUAAGAAGAAAAGGAGAAAAACGAAAGAAAAACAACCUGUAAGCCAGAAAGAAGACGAAUUUUUGUACUAGAUCUAUAAGCCUACUAUGAACCAUUCAUUACUCGAAGUAAAAUUAUUAUUUUCCCGUUUAUUUUGUAUUUAUACUGAUUGUGUUUAUUAUUACACAUGCAGAGCCAAAUCUACAAUCUUGUACAUUUUGGUUAGUCAUUAC